AUGAUUCCGCAAUCUAAAGGAUACGUAUCUGUAGGAUCGUGGCGGUACAUGGAAUGGCAGACAUUGGCUUUUGAAGCCACUACAGAUCGAGAAGAAGAAGAAGCCGAAGCCUACCCGGGCCCGUUAGUGGGUCAUCUUACGUAUGAGAAACCUACCCGAAUUUUGACCCGCUCAAAACGGAAAUUAGACGACAUCAAGGAUUCUGCAGAGAUCGCCUCACUAUACGACUCUAAUGGUGACUCUGAUAAAGAGUUGCAGGACGAAUGUACGAGUGGAAAGAAUAACGAAGGCAAGGAUGGAAGAUCGACAAUGAGAUCGUGUGCGGUCAACGCAGUGCGGGAGACGCCAGAACAUUCGGGUGAAGAGGACAUGUUUGCAGAGGAGGCUAUGACACCGAAAGACAACCAUGAGAUAACUGAUUUGCUCCUAGGACAGUCCAACUGUCACCCAGACGGGAUCAAGGUUGAAGAUCGGGAGGUGCAUGGCCAGUCUACACGACUGGAUGACGACGUGAAAGCUGUUACGAUCGACGGCAAAGUGAUGUAA
Peronospora matthiolae is the source of this 546-nucleotide messenger RNA. The record is from the annotation of a GenBank genome assembly. NCBI's taxonomy places the organism in Eukaryota, Oomycota, Peronosporomycetes, Peronosporales, Peronosporaceae.